Zeugodacus cucurbitae (melon fly) is the source of this 926-nucleotide messenger RNA. RefSeq names its product mitochondrial import inner membrane translocase subunit Tim10B. Bases 262 to 600 code for a protein of 112 amino acids. Lineage: Eukaryota; Metazoa; Arthropoda; Insecta; Diptera; Tephritidae. Gene Ontology annotation, cellular component: mitochondrial intermembrane space chaperone complex. The transcript is spliced from 4 exons. The record is from RefSeq and is a predicted model, not a curated record.
UCUUUACAUAAGGUCAACACGUGAGGGAAAUAAAACCAAUUGUUCAAAUGAAUCAAUAUCACAACUGGUUACAACUCACGUUCAUUUUGAUAUUUAACAAUUAAGUUAUUGUUUGACUAAUUAACCAUUACGUUAUUGUUUGAUGUGUAUUCUCUCAUUCUUGGUUAGAUUAGUGGAAUACCAUUGUGAAUAUUUAUAACAGCUGAUAACCAACACGAACUGAUUUCCCAUAGCUACAAAGAAAUAUCUGAAUCUCUUUCAAUGGAUCCAAAUUUACGAAAUCUUAAGGAUUUUCUGACACUAUAUAAUAAAGUCACGGAAUUGUGCUUUUCGAGAUGCGUAGAAACCCUCUAUGAGCGUGAUUUAACCAAUGCCGAAAACACCUGUAUAGAUAGAUGUGUAACAAAGUUUGCACGUUUCAAUCAAAAAAUGAUGAAUGUUUACGUUGAAGUACAAACAGACAUAAACCAGAAACGUAUUCAAGAGCUUGAAACGAAUCAAAAACAAGUGGACCAAGCUGCGACGUCAUCGUCGAAGGUGACUGCGGCAGAAUUAAACUCAUUACCUACACCAACAUCUGGAGCACCUGCAUACUCUUAAAAUAAAUUUCGCUUCCUCCAUGUCGACACGUGUUUGCCUUGUAGCGUUGAUUGGUUUACCAGCUGCUGGUAAAAGUACAUUUAGUAGAUGGAUCCUAUCGUUACCGCAACCCCACUUCAACGUCAUUCAUCUUUGUUAUGACGAUCAUCUGCCAGCACAAGAUAAUUCACUUAAUGCAGAAUUUGAAUUCCAAAUGCAACGUAAUAAAAUCUUAGCAACUAUAAACUCGAUUGUAUGUGAAUUAAAUGAUCACGCUUGUGUAGCAAAAGAUACCGUUAAAUCUGUAAAGUUAUCUGAAAAUGUGAAUUGCAACGACUUCUUGAUCC